Messenger RNA from Rhopilema esculentum, 9933 nucleotides. The record is from RefSeq and is a predicted model, not a curated record. Lineage: Eukaryota; Metazoa; Cnidaria; Scyphozoa; Rhizostomeae; Rhizostomatidae.
ACUUAUAAGGGGGCUUAUAAGAGAGGGGGGCUAAAUUGAGAGAGGGUGCUUAAUAAAUAUUUUGUAAUAAAAAAUCAUUAUAGUGAUAAAAUAAUAUUUUGUUAUAAUGAUUAGGCUAUAAUAUAACGAUUAGGCGUUUCAACCAUAACAUUAAUGUUACCCUGGGUGCCAGAGCCUCAGAGAGUCAAAGAACUGAGAACGGGGAAAAGAAUUGCGAAGGAGAAUGGAAGAGGAAAGGGGAUUUCUAUUUGGAAAACAUUUAUUUUGAAAGCAGACCAUACCAUUUCGGGAUACAGCGAGCUUCAUCUGCUGCAAUAAGUAGAAUAUUCGAUUGAUAUGCAGUCAGCUGUAGCAUACUUCACCAUUUGUCAAUUUUAACCCCAGCCUCUGGACCGCCAAAUACCAACUGAUAUUCGCCAUUUAUUAAGCCUUCUUCCUCGAAUGUAGAUAUGCCCGUACUAACAACUGAUUUGACUUGUACUUUCAUUAGUGCACGCAAAGAUGACAUUUCCAUAACAAUGUUUCUUUUUUCAAAUUGCUUGCCAUUAAUGCGAUCCAAAGAUACUAAUUUUGUGCAACUACCAGAGAUAUUCCGUGGCCCAUUGGGAGGAUUGCAAAGACGUCUUUGAUAUCAGUAAAAUUGAUUUCAUUUUUUCUAUCUGCUGUACCAAAAGUGUCCUAAUGUGAGGAACAAAUUCUUUUAGAGCCUCGUUCACUGCCAUACUCAAUUCAUCUUCCGUAACAAAGUCAGAGAUCAUAUGAUUCGAUCGAUGAUUCUUGAAAAUGAUUGUAAAAAUAUUUUUCUUUCUGGGACCCUAGGAAACAGGACAAAAGUUCUGUUAGGUGAAAGUAUUGUGUACUAUAGCUCUACCAAUUGUUACGCAAGGGCUUUUGAUUUAUUGGGUUUUGCUAGAGAAAUUUCCAAUGAAAUCACUAAUUUGGUUGUUUAUUGCAUCUUUUUGUCUUUGGUGAGGAUUGACUAUGCGAAAAAGGUAAAACUGAUUUGUGAACCAAAUGGGGAUAUAUUCAUUGAUUGGCAGAAAACUUCAACAUGGUGCUCUCCACAAAUACCUGAUGUUUGGGAAAGGUAACAGAUGCCAGCUUCAAGGAAGAUGAAUCUCCGUUACCUGUUUAUACUUAUCAGUCAGCUUUUUUAGCCUUUCAUUUCAUAUGAUGGGUAUACAUGUCAACAUGAUAUUUUACAUUAAAAAAUGGUGAUAUCUCAAUAUUCAAAGCACAAAUAUGAUUUUAAAAAAACAUCGGAAUGUAAUUCAGUUUCAAUCAAAAACUGCCAAGUCAGCCAAGAACGCAAUCAAGUCUCAACACUUCGCCAAGUCUAUCGAGGCCCCAAUCAAGACUCAAGUCAAGUAUUGUAUUGCUAACAAGAAGAAAACUCAGGAUACAUGUAAUUUUCGUAGCUUUUGAUUUUUGAAGAUCCAAAAUCAUAGCUUGAUAUAAUGCAACUAAAACAGCACUUUUCGAAGCACAAAAAACAAAAAAGCCUACUUCAAGUCUUCAGCUUUAUCUGUUAAAAAAAUCCUGGACAAGGAAGCUUAAGGUUGCUUCCAAGUUUUACAAUUUUUUGCGAUAUUUGACAGACAAAUAUAAAAGUUUCAGAAAUAUAUGUAUAAACCUUUGUAUAUAUAGACUUUUCAUUUGUAUAAAUGUUUGAACUGUUUUGAAAAAGUCAAGAAAAACAGCUGUUUUUUAUCAAGUUCUGCUGAAAAUUUUCUGCCAGGCCAAAAAUUUUCCUGGGAAUCUAGUCCCCAGGCUCCGAUACUUUUUGCGGCUCUGCCGAUUGGUAGAAAAGUAGAAUUUGAAAGGAGGUUGUUGAACGAUGGAUCCAGAGCUUCGUCUCUCCCCUUUCCUCUUCCUUUCUCCUUCCUUUCCCCGUUCUUCAUCUUUGACUCUUUUAGGUGCUGGCACCCAGGGUACAUUAAUGUGUACCUGUGGCCUAGAUAGAAAAAUUCAUUGGAGGGGCAAGAAAUUUAGAUUUUCAGACAAAAUCUGGUAAGUAUUUUUACUUUUACCUAUAUUUGAAGAUAGCAUAACGACACAAGAACUAAAGUAAGACCAGAGAUAAAGUCUUAUCACUUAUUCAAAAUCAAGUGUCAUAAAUCAUACGAAAUAAAGAUUUUUCUGGUCUUCCCCUAAAAAGUAUCAUACCUUAUCGAAAGAGAUUGCCAAUCUGAUUCAGAACAGCGAAGAAAAUGGUUAUAUUAAGCUUUAAAAUCUUUUCUCUCGAAAUGUAAUACCUAGAUACAAAACAAACAGCAAUGUUAUAACAAUGCUAUAAAUUUUUUUCCAGCCUCUAUAUUCUUAAUAAAUAUUUCGUUCUGAGCCUGACUAUAUUCUUAAAGUAUUCUUACGUUUUUCAAAUCUGAUACAGUUUUAAGGGGAACAUCGCCCGUCCUCGAAUAAAAGCCACGCUUCGAAAAGGCGAGAUCGUCAGUCAUGCGAUUCUGACAUAUCAAGCAACAGACAACUGCUAAAAAAUGAGACACGAAUUUGCGAGCUGAGGCUACUCAGCCUCACUGGGAGACAAGUCCUAAAACUUUCAAUUCAACUAAACUUAGUUUCAUGUAACUAAACUCAUCUGUUGAAAAACCAGAUGAGUCUGCGCGCAGGCUAAGGCUGAGCGAAGUGAUCCAGAUACUGCACCACAUUCCUGUUGUGUUGUGUAACCACCAAAUGGAUCUCUACUUUGUGCCGUAACUGCACCCCAUAUCCGAUAAGAAAUCGUUGGGGAUACGACCUGAAAUGGCUCUUGUCUUUCCUAUCACAAUGACCAGUAGAUAGUGGGAGACAUAAGGGUGGGCAGACCACUUAAGGAAUUCACAGUUAAACAAACAUCCCCUAAAGCAGGAGCGCGCACCAGCCAGGGCGGCUGAAAUGGGUGUACCUGAAAAAUUGUUGAGGCCACGCUCUCUUCUAGAACGCCGGAAAAGGCCCCUUUUAGAAAUUACUUGCUUAUUAUACUGAAUUUUUAUAAACAAUCUGGUUCAGAUAAGAUAUCAAUAACUAUAAAAAGAGUAAUAAAACACCAAGCUAACCAAGUUAAAAAAUACUUCAUGCCAUUGAACAAGAUAAAACACCUAGCAAAUGAACAAAAAAGGUUCUUAACUGCUACUGCAUAGGAAUAAACUAUCCAAAGUUGCGUUAGAGUAAACUUUGCAAAAAAAUUUCUAGCCAUUUAUUGCAAAAAAGUGGUGGGGGGGGGGGACUAUAGCCCAAUGGCUGAGCGGUGUCUGCCCUAAAUCAUGCUCGUGCGUCUGCAAAAUGAGAAAUGGUCAAUCAGAUAACCCCAGCAAUGUCAUACAUGAUUUAUUAGGGAAAAAGGAGAAAAAUUCAAGAAAUAGAAACAUAAUUUAUUGGUUCUUAUGCGGGUAACCUAAAUACUUGUUUAUGUCUGCUAAGCUUGUAAAAAUUGCAUACACAAAGCAUGCAGCAUUUUUCAAUAGCACAGAGAGUGACAGACUUCCACUUUCUAGCUUUUUGGAUAAGACUGAAGCUUUGUGCCUUCCUUAUUGUGAACUGGUGUUACAGUGUUGUUGGAACAAAUACAUGUUAGGAGGGGGGCGUAGUAGUACUUUCCAUUGACCAAAUGGUUAUAAAGGAAAUGUAGGACAGCAUAAGUGAAAAUUCACUGCUUUUAAAAAAACCCAAUGCUACAGUUAUAAAAGGAUGUUAUGCAGUCAGUAAUGACCAACGUUGUUUCAAAUUAUUUAUAGCGCGGGAAAGAGUGCAUUGAAUUGGCCAAUUUAGAAUAAAGUCUACUGUUGGAUAUGAAAUAAAUUUUAGAUACUUUGACCAGUGCAAAAACAUCCUAGUGUGCACAUACAUCCCUUGGUAACUUUCUAACUGCAUUGAUACAGCAAAAUAUUUUUCUGAAAUUUUGCCAAAUACCCACUUUGUACUUAGGCCAUUUAAAAUCAAUUAGUUGAUUCUCAUCAGAAUUGCGCCGAAAAAAUCAGGCAGGCGGCGGUUUUAUAUUCUAUAUAUAUCCUAAAGCUGUUUAGCCUUAUAUAUGGCCCUAAGAAGCUGUUUUGUCCUCCGGUUUUCCGUCGUAGCUUUUUACAAAGUGAACGCCAAUUGGUAAUGGAAAAAUCAUAAUAUCAUUAAGAUUUUUAAGAAUGGGGUGCUGUGGAGGGGGCUGGAAGAGGGCCUCAGCCCUAUGUUGUUGAAAUUCAAAGAUAUUUUUUAAGGGUGCAGCCCUCCCUUAGUAUGCGAAAACAUUUUGGUAAGGCAAAUUCUGUGUUUAUAACCCUUUAUUACGCCAAAACUUUUGCGUGAAUGAGCAGUUUCGUAUCCGACUUUGAGUUGGUGAAUAGUUGGACUAUUUCACAUCCAUAGCAGAGAAUCUUUGACACAAAUGCAAGUACCGUAAAAGCUCUGAAAAGGGGGGCUUAUUUAGACUAUUUUAGAAAAUUUAAUAUUAUAAACGAACGACUUUUUUGUUUUUUUUGUUUUAAUUGUUACUCGAAAUUUCAAUGAAAAUAGCAAAAUUGUUCUACAAAUUCAUCUUCAGCAUGAUUUGAGCCCAUCAGCAAAUCAGAAACAUUUUCAAGACUGAUUUCUGGAAUUGAUUCAAAGGCUCGAUCUCCGUCUCCUCUUGCCCUUUGAGACAGUGUCGUGGUGGCUGAGGAGGCAGGGGGCACGUGCCCUUCCAGCGGCGCCGAAAGGGGAUCCAACUCUUCAAAGGGGCGCCCAUAUCACGUGGAAAACAAAUGAGAACGAAGAAGGCCACUUGACAUAGCAGAGCUCUGAAAAGGCGAAUAUUUCGACCUGUUUAAAACCCUUGAAGCUCUGGAACCGCGGUUAGAAAUGGCAUCCCAGCAUCCCUUGACAAUCCACUUUAGUCACCAAGACAUAAAUACUAUGGGAAAUUUUAACGAUCAAAGUUUAAAAAAUAAUGCUUCAACUUUACAAAGAUACUUUGCCUCGUAUUUUCAAUAGAAUUGUUCUUUUGUUGAUAUUCUUAUGCUGAUAUUUUAUUGUUAAACGUCUUCAUUGUUAAACUAUGGUACAUAAUGAUAAAAAUAAGCUUAUGAACAUUUUUUAUAUCUCCAUUGAGCCUAAAACGACGCAUGUUGUAGAAAUUUUGAGUUUCUGAUCAUCCCAUACAUUCAAAAUUUUUCUUGCCGCCAACCAUGGUUGCGGCUUUAUUUUUCGUAAUGUUAAAGAAAAAGUUAUAAACAUUCCAUAGGUCUUCCUGGUUUCUAAAUCUAUGUUGUAAAUAUUUUAGAUGAGCUUUUAGAGUUUCAAGAACGUCAUAUUUGUAAAAAUUUUCUUGCUGCUAAAAAUGGUGACGCCCUUCAGUAAACCCAUGCACCACCUAACCAUUAUGGCAUAAUGAUAAAAGACAGUUGAUGAAUACUGCCUAGGAUUUAUCUUCCAUUCCACCAUGGUGGCGGUCUUCAUGAAACCCCUGAAUAAUGAUACUAUUGUGUCCCCCAUUCUCAAUUACAUUUCGCCCACCCGGAUAGAGUUGUACCAUGAGCUCGACUUUAGGCCCCCCCUCCCCGCAGCCAAUUUUGAGGAACCACGCCACUGCUUUGAGACCAUCAAGUGAGUUCUUACAAGGGCAAUGACAAUACUUUAUAAACAUGAUCUGAUCAUCAUCGGAGCCAUCAUAUGAGAUAUAAAAAAUGAUUAUUUAUGCCUAAAUAAUGCAUUUAUUGCACGUCACUUCAAGUGUACGAGAUCGGGGAGACUAGCAAAAGAAGGGGGCGUAUUGGAGAACUAUCUUUUUUGAGACGACUGGACUUGGGCAAGGAUAUGGCAAUGGGCGUAGCUUCUAGAAGUUACCAACAUCAAAGCCCCUUCCUCCUAACUUUUUAGGAUAAAACCCCUGUGUAAGAAUAAGGCCAGUUCUUCGGAAAAUCGACUCUAGUGCGACGUUGCACAAAUUUCUUUCCACGAUCAUUGCAGAAAAAGCAGCAGGGAGAGUGUUGCAAGCUAGUUUCAAAACUAUCGUGGGAUCCACAGAAUACGCAGAUGUCUUCACUUUUUGCACUGUAGUACGGGAGUUUCAUACAGCUUGAAAAUCAUCAACAUCUUACUAAUUGCUUUCGUUCAAACAAGAUUUCAGUCUUCAGCCUUUUAGACCAGGCGUAUAUUACGGUAAGGGUAACAUCUCUCCGAACUUUUGGCCACCAUGAUAUUUAGCUACUCUUACUCUUUGGCAAUGAGAAAAUUUUUGGUAAACGGCGAAUACCUGCUGCGUUUCCUAAAUAUGGAGAUUUUCCCAAACGGGGGGUUGCGCCCAAUUUUGAAUCAUGUGCACUGCAACCUUUACUGUUUCUAGCCUUUACUAACUCUACGUAUAAAUAACAUGAUUCUAUUAUAGUUACGAAGUAUUUUAAUGCAGUCUGAUAGUAGAUUAUAUAAAAUCUUGAAUUGACACCUGAAAAGACGGGGGUCAAAUCUUUAAUCAGCGCCUUUUUAAUAAUACAAUUGUCAAUUACAAAUGGACGAAAAAAUUAAAAAUACGUAAUAUUAAAAUGUCAUUUUACAACGAAAAAUUUGUAUAAUCAACUAAUAGAUAAUUAAAAUAAGGGGUUUGAACAUUUUGGAUAUUAAAAUUGUUCUACUGUUAAUUUCAAGCAACGAUUGUGGUUUUGAAAGGGUGUAAAAAUAUCAACAAUUAUAUCAAAUCAAAAAUUGGUUGCUAUAUUUAAAUUCUGUUGUUAAUACCCAAACAUUAUAAUCUGCCCUAUUUUCGGCUCUUUCUAGAAUUGGGCCUAGAUAUUUCAUCGCAGUUUCUGUAAAUCAAGAAAGAAAAAAUAACUAAAUCACAUCUUUGUACAAAUAUGUUGAGAAAAUAAUUUAUGGAGUGGCUAGAAGUUGUUGCUGAUCCGUUAGAAGUUGAUCCGUUUUAAAACAAAUCAAUCAUUAUUUUCUAGAGUUUCAAUAAGGCAGAAAACACCACAGCAAGCAUCGCGACUGUAAAUGCUUGGAAUUUGCAAACGACGGCUUAUAUUCCAAAUAUUAACAUCAAUUCAUAAAUUUAAUUGCAAUAUAAGGCGACUCACCAAAAUUUACAUCGAUAUUCGAAAGUGAAGUGAACGAAAUCAAUCCUUACUUUUAUCAAAUUUAUAGGGGCUCAUUAUGGAGCUAGUUCCUUUUUGCUACUAUCUAAAAUGGCGAAAGUAAACAAAUUUGCCUCACAGCGUCUCUAUUUAAUUGUCGUCUGUUCCUAUCCCCAACAAAAAGCAAUCCGGUGUAAUAUGAAUCCAAAAUCCAAUAUUCAAGUGUCACUCAAUGAUAUAGAAGCGCCUAUUGUCAGUAGGAACAACGUGUCACAAGGUCUGGUUUUCUAUAAUGGCAGCUAUGCUUUCGUUAAUAACUGUGGAGCCUUUCUUGUUUCUAUGUAUGAAUGUAUUCUUCCUUAAUAUAUUUGCACUGCCGCAGGUCAUACUAGAGAACGUGUGCUUAAAGAAACAUAACGGGACGAAAUGCUCAGCCAUGUAUACUGGAUUUUACAAAGAAGAUUACGAUAUUGUGCAGGAGGAAUCAAGCUUAUGGUUCGGUGGAUAUUUGGUUUUUAGUACUUUCAUAUCGGUUUUAUCCUUGCCGUUUAUCGCAACUAUGUCAGAUGCAUUUGGAAGACGAAGAACCAUGGUUAUACAACCAUUGUGCCUGUUGGUUCAAAGCAUUGUCAUAGUUUGCAUACUAAGUAGGGGGUUAAUUUUCCCCACUUGGGUUAUGGUGUUUGUUGGGUUAAUUCCUGGUUUAGCUGGCGAUGCGAGUGGCCUUUACAUGCUGACGUGUUCCUACAUCACAAGGAUAACAACAGCGAAAACAAGGACUUUGCGACUUAACCUCUUGGAAGCAUCCUCGAUCCUAUCUUCGUUCACAGCCACACUCUCGAGUGGGUUUAUUAUAAAGAGGUUUCGUUACAUAGGUAUCUUUGUUGCUUGUAUAGGGUUAGAAACGUUGGCCAUACUUUACCUUGUCCUAUUCAUAAAACCAAUAGGAACACCGAAAAUGACGGAUGAAAAGACAGAUAUGUUUAAAGAUGAGACUGGACUAGAUUGCAAAGAAGAUCAAAAUAUUGACAUUGAUGAUAAAGAUAAAAAUGAAAAGACAUCUAUAACACAGGAGCUUGCCCAUCAGCACUUAAACAGCGAAAGUGUGCUAGAAAAUUACUCCAAAGAGCGUGAAAAAAAGCAAAGGCGAGCGGAAGAAAGUAUGGUGUAUAGGGUCAUGUUAAUACUGAAGGCCUCAAACCCUGUGGGCAGCUUCAAGAGAGUAUACGAUCUACUAAAGAUCUACAAGCAGGUAAAAUAUUCCCUUGUGCUGUUCCUUCUCUUGAUACUUGUGACUAUAACAUACUCAGGAGAACUAGCUGUGGUGGUUCUGUAUUUGAAAAAUAAACCAUACUACCUCAAUUCUGUUGAUAUUGGCUACUUCCUUGCAUUCAGAAAUGCAUCACGUUCAGUGCUUGGCCUUACGGGUUUUAACUGCAUUCUUACACGUGUUCUUAAACUGAAAGACCACACAAUUUUGGUAAUGACAGCAUCAACCUUUACGGUCUAUUACAUUCUCAUUGGAUUCUCCAAUUCAACUUGGAUGCUUUAUUUGACUCAAGUUAUUUUAGCUCUUUCGGCACCUAAUGUCCCCACUAUUCAUGCAAUGAUCACAAAACUAAUCCCACCGUCCAAAGUCGAUACCAUUUUGGCGGGAACUCUUAUACUCGAAACAAUUGCUUUUCUGCUUGGCUCUACAGUCGGCCCUCUUGUUUACUAUGGUUUUGCUUCAGUGCAUGCAGGAUCUGUUUUCUUCCUUGAUGCUUUGUUUAUGUUUGUUACUCUUUGCAUGUCUCUAAGUCUGUUUCUAAUAAACCAUUUUAAGAGUAAGAGACAAGCGGAAACAAAAACACCUGAUACUGCAGCUCAACUUCUUGGCGAAACUGAAUUGAACGUUAACAGCUGAGUGGCGGUAUGGUUGCCUUCCUGUUCUUUUAUGGAUUAUUUUCUGGACACAUUUAGCCUGAAAUUUCUACAAAGCUAUGUUUUCAAGUAAAUAUGAGGGUUUCCCAGGGGUUUUCGGGAACAGGGGAACAACUUAAAUUUUCAACUGGAAACACGGGAACAUUAUUACUAGUUUAAGUGAAUAAAGGAACAUCUUUUUUUUCUUUAAUGGGAACACAGGAACAUGGCUGUUUUUUACAAAGGUAGGGUAACACGGAAAGAAGUACACCCCUAACCCCCCCCCCUUUGGGGACCCUCAGAUAUGCUUUAUUUUGUUCACUCUUUCGACACGUAAUAUGAAAUAGAGAUCUGACUUUGCGUGACUUCGCAAAACAGCUAAUUUUAUAAACUUGUGUAAAUGUUGAAACUUCAUAGAUGUGGUAAAAUAUCAAGUUAUAAUUUUUUUUGGCUUGCAAGAAUGAUUUUUCGAAGGUUCACAAAUAUUGAAUGAAAUCUAUCGAUUCAAAAUUAGAAAAUCUAAUAUUCUCAUCAAACCUGGGAAUCAUGGAAAGAUUUUCUCACAAUCCUUUGUCACGAAUUCACAGGACAGCAGAAUCUUGGGACUGGGCGACAUUUAGCAAAUGCAGCAAGAACGAAUCUUACUGGGCCCACUCAUGGCAGUUGAGCAGGGAGCACGCUUGUCCCUUUUUGUCAUGUCUCAGUUGCUAGUGUGUGCCGGGGGUGGCUUUAUUGGAUAAAUUGGUGUUUAUUCUUAAGUGAAUGGUCUGAGCUAAACAUGAUCGGUGGAUAAUACUGUAUUUCCUUGCUAGGAUGAUUUCUCAAAACCUUGAAUCACAUCCUUUUUAAUUUUGUUGUUUUGUUUCAGUUUUGCACUUACGAUUGUAACAGUCUUAUCUAACGUUGCAAACUAUCUAUGUAAAAGAGAGGUUUGUAGUUGUAGUGUAACUGAAUUAAAAUGAAAGUCUUUCUUUAUUAUUAUUAUUAUAAUUUUAGUAAA